AUGGUCGUCUACAGCCCGGAGUUGUUCACGGAACGCACGGCGAUCCCGAAUGCCGGGUGGUGGAGGAAUCCGGUGCCGACGGAGCGGCGGGACGACAGCUAUUUCGUCGACCUGGCACAGUUCAUGAUCACCACCAAGGAGUCGCUGGACGAGGUGAACGAGCUGUUGGGGCGGAGCGAGAAUCCGAUCAACAGCGUGCAAUUCCGAGGGAACAUCGUGGUGGACAAAUGCUCGCAGGCUUGGGAUGAGGAUAUGUGGUCUGAGCUGCGAUUUGGCGACCAUUCCGCCUCGACCGUGCUGCAAUGCUACAAGCCGUGCACGCGAUGCAUCUUCACGACGGUCGACCCGGAAACGGGGACCAAGGACCCUGGGCAGCAGCCGUUGCAGAUGCUCAAGGAGCACCGCAUGGCCCCGCCGGAUCUGGUCAAGGACCUCGGAAAGCUGCCAAUUUUUGGUGUCAAUGCCGGGACAAAGAUACCCGGCUACAUCUACGAGGGCCAAACCGUUUGGGCCCGCCUCAAGCCGUGCGCCUUC
Mesorhabditis spiculigera is the source of this 534-nucleotide messenger RNA. Lineage: Eukaryota; Metazoa; Nematoda; Chromadorea; Rhabditida; Rhabditidae. The record is from the annotation of a GenBank genome assembly.